GAGCCGCCGUGGGCCCGCGCGCCGCCGCCGGCAAAGUUCGCUGGAGUUGGGGCGAAGUUUGGGGCUCGCGGCCGGGCCGGGCCGAGCUCCCCGCCGCGCGCGCCUCCCCAGCCAUGUCGUCCAUCCUGCCCUUCACCCCCCCGAUCGUGAAGCGCCUGCUGGGCUGGAAGAAGGGCGAGCAGAACGGGCAGGAGGAGAAGUGGUGCGAGAAGGCGGUCAAGAGCCUGGUGAAGAAGCUGAAGAAGACGGGGCAGCUGGACGAGCUGGAGAAGGCGAUCACCACGCAGAGCGCCAGCACCAAGUGCAUCACCAUCCCCAGGUCCCUGGAUGGUCGCCUGCAGGUGUCCCAUCGGAAGGGGCUCCCCCAUGUCAUCUACUGCCGCCUGUGGCGAUGGCCGGACCUGCACAGCCACCACGAGCUGCGGGCCAUGGAGCUGUGUGAGUUCGCCUUCAACAUGAAGAAGGACGAGGUGUGCGUGAACCCCUACCACUACCAGAGGGUGGAGACGCCAGUUCUACCUCCUGUGCUGGUGCCGCGCCACACAGAGAUCCCAGCCGAGUUCCCCCCGCUGGAGGACUACACCCAUUCCAUCCCCGAGAACACCAACUUCCCCGCCGGCAUCGAGCCCCAGAGCAAUAUUCCAGAGACCCCACCCCCGGGCUACCUGAGCGAAGAUGGAGAAACCAGUGAUCAUCAGAUGAACCACAGCAUGGAUGCAGGUUCUCCGAACCUCUCCCCAAAUCCGAUGUCCCCGGCACACAAUAACUUGGACCUGCAGCCUGUCACCUACUGCGAGCCAGCCUUCUGGUGUUCCAUCUCCUACUAUGAGCUGAACCAGCGCGUUGGGGAGACUUUCCAUGCCUCACAGCCGUCCAUGACCGUAGAUGGCUUCACUGACCCCUCCAACUCCGAGCGCUUCUGCCUAGGCCUGCUGUCCAACGUGAAUAGGAACGCAGCGGUGGAGCUGACCCGGAGACACAUUGGGAGAGGUGUGCGGCUCUACUACAUCGGAGGGGAGGUAUUCGCGGAGUGCCUCAGCGACAGCGCUAUUUUCGUCCAGUCUCCUAACUGUAACCAGCGCUACGGCUGGCACCCUGCCACCGUCUGCAAGAUCCCCCCAGGAUGUAACCUGAAGAUCUUCAACAACCAGGAGUUCGCCGCGCUGCUGGCUCAGUCUGUGAACCAGGGCUUCGAGGCCGUCUAUCAGCUGACGCGCAUGUGUACCAUCCGCAUGAGCUUUGUCAAAGGCUGGGGAGCCGAGUAUAGGAGACAGACAGUGACCAGCACUCCCUGCUGGAUUGAGCUGCACCUGAAUGGGCCUUUGCAAUGGCUGGACAAGGUCCUCACGCAGAUGGGCUCCCCCAGCAUCCGCUGUUCCAGUGUGUCUUAGAGACCCUGGGUGUGCAGGGGGAGGCAGGCUCGGGGACAGCGGCCAGGGAGGAGAUGGGAGAUCAGAACUCUACUCAACCUGCUCAUUGUCAAGGAAGAAGUAAUUUUUCUCCCUCAAUUAAGAUGACAUCAGCCUAUUCUCAUGAAACACAGAAGCAAACCUAGAGAUGGAUUUUAUGACCAGCUGUGUCUGCUGAACCCGUGUGCCCUUGGUCCUGCGGUAGUGUUUCACUGCCUACCCUUCCCCAAGCCUUUUUAAAGGACAGCAACCUGGGAUGUUUGAGUCCAACAGGAAGGCCCCUCAGUCCAGGACCGGGGUGUGGAAUCCACCUUGGAAGGCUGUUCCGGCAUUUUGGACAGACGCCUCAAGCCUCCACGUGGGCAGAGUGGGUGAGCCCAGCAGGCUCUGGGGGGGCGGGGAGUGCCCCGCUGACUCGCCUUUCUCCCAGCACACUGAUUGGUGUGACCAGUGUGUCAGCAGGAUGUGGUGCAGCUGUCUCUUCUUUUGAAGCUCUUUGUCCUUUUUCACUUGGAGCAGUUGGAAGGAUCUACUGAGGCUCAGUGUGUAUGCAGUGUAUAGUUUAUCGUAUUGAUCUCAAAGAGAUUUGAGCGACAUGAAGUGUUCCCAAGAGACAAGGGCUGAGCAGCACUGUGCUGGGGGCCGCUCUGGCACCAGAAGUACUUGCUCCAUAUUGUAAUGCACGUGGCUAUGUGGGUCUAUGUAGUCAGUUGCAUUAAGUAAAGCAACUUUACCAUAUGUUCUUUCAAAGGUUUUAUAUGAAAACAAAUCCUGGGUAGGUGCACUGACUGGGAAUCCUGAGCCAGACCCAGCACCUACUUACUUUCUCCUCUCCCCCAAGGUGAAGCUCUGCCGGUUUUGUGGAGGAGCCACCUGCUGGCACUUUGGGAAGCUGGAAUUUAUAGCAGCAAAUGCACCAGAAGGGAAACAUUUCAGGCCAAUGUAGGCAUAUGAAAGGGCUGUUAAAAUUUUUUUAUACCUUUGAAAAUUACAGGCUUGGUGCAAAAUGGUCUGUCAUCUCCACCCUGGGAAGGAAGAUUAUCAAGCUCACUGUGGAGGAUCAUCAGUGACAACCACAGCAGUGAUACUGUGUAAUAAGUACUGCUCCCAGUGGCAAUUAGGGAGAAAACUAGUAUAAAUUAUUUCAACUGGAAAAAAAGAAAAAAGCCCUCUCUUACUGGCCUUUUGCAGAAUACAGCAGACAGGAUUGACACCUGCAACUGGUACUUUAUUCUUCACUGCUGUUUUGUUUUUAGUGAAAUGACUUAUCCCACAUCUUUACAUGGAUUUAUACCGGGAAAAACAAAAGGAUUUCCUAUGGAAGUCCUGUCUUAUUCCAGGUGAAGAGAAGAAAGUGUAACUUUUGGCAGGUUCUGAACCUUGAAUGUGAUGAAACUUCUGAUGCUCUAUGAAGACUUGGGGGACUUGCUGGUGCCUCACCUGCGGGAUCCUGUGCCCCAUGGGUGCAGCCUGGAGGUUUCCAGGUAGGAGGACUGCACCCCAAGCCUCCUGAGGACACAGAGAAGGAAUGAGUGCCUUGCCAGACUUGUGCAGAUCUUCCUGCAGGGGUGCUGACCCAGAACCCAGAGAGGAUACAGAACCCUGCACUUCCUUUGCAGGCCAAACACUGCGGGUGUGAAGCUUAUGCCUGGCUCAGUGGUCUGUGGACUGCUGCUUGCAAACACAGGAAGCCCUCUGAUCCUCCGGGAUGUGCAUUUAUGUUCCUGGUCAGUCCUGAGACCCAGGGCAAGAUUAUUCCAUUUUGGCUUGUAUGGCACGAUCACAGCGCCCCUCCUAAAAGCCAUGGUUUCUGAGGGCCUGCGUUCUCCACCUGCUGUGUGGUCUCCUAAAGGCUUCCUGGGCACAUCAUCAUCUUUAGGUGCUUGGAAACCAGCUUCAGGUUUGGCUGUAUGUGGAUGGUCUCAGAGCUCUCAGUGCUGCAAUCUGAUGGUCGCUUCUAAGGAGGCAUGAAGAUUGGACUUUGUGUUUUUCUUUACAGAUCACCGGAGGAGGACAUAUGAGAAAACUGCAACAAGCCCACCUUUGGCAUCACUGAGACAUACUUAUACGGCCAGUGUGUCACUCCCGUCACAGAGCACAACAGAGGUCCUUCAGGCAUGUGUAAUUAGUGUCCUUUCUAAGUCACAAAGCUAGUUUUCUUAGUUUCAAAUCCUAUUGUACAAAUGGCAUUUAAACAUUUAAAACCUUUUUUAAAGGUGGCCACUGGGUAGCAGUUUUAAGUACAGUUCUCUCAAGCCACGUGAUCUCCUGUGCUGACCCUGAACCCGCCCCUAGAACUGGGGCAGAGGUCCUUGUCCUCCACUCCCCCCUCCUUACCAACUUAAUUUAGUAGUGCAGAUCCUCGUGGUGCACAUGCACAGAGCCACACAGCUGGGUUGGGUUACGGGCCUGUGCCAGCACGUCACCCCAGCUGGCCACCUUCCUGGCGGGGCUGCAGCAAGGAGACCUGACAUUUUGACUCUUUGGAAGAACACAUGAGGGCAAGGCUGCUGGCAGACUUUUCAUUGUUCUGAUGUUGUCGUAUUUUUUACUGACUAUGGUGAUUGUUUUUUUUAAAUCGUUAAUGUAUUGAAAUGAGCUGUAGCACAGAUCAUGUGCUUAGUUUUUGUUUUUCUCUAUCUCCUCUGUGGCUCCCUAGAGGUUGGACGUAUUCCAGGACUAAAUGCUCUUACCCAAACCGCAGAGAGGGGUUUUCUCCAAGCAGCAUGUGCUUGUUGGGCGUGGACGUGAGUCUCAGGGGAGAAGGCAAACAGCAAAUUUCAUUCUUAGCCCUACACUGCGCCUUCUGAGGCUCUGUGAGAUUGUCUCCUUCAGUCCUAAGAGGAAGGGCCAGGAAGGGAACCUGCCGCUGCUCUCAGAACUGCUGUUUACUAAGGGCGCUGCCGGAGGUGACACAGGCUUAGCCCCAGACCCUCUUUCUGUGUGGCUUUGACAUCCUUUCACGUAAGUCUUCACCGCCUCUCUUCCCCUCUUAGGGAAUACUGGGGCCUUCUCAAGUGGGUGGAAGGCAGAAAGACACUCGCAACAGGGUCUGGAUUGCAAAGGGAGGCACGGCAUCCCUGACGGCAGGUGUCAGUCUGUACGGAGGCAACUUAACACCCAGGCACCCCUUAGAAACACCUUUCACGGGAAGGAAACUUGCAAUUCAUGUAAACUGGAUUGAGAAAUCCUCAGCGAUUCCAUCAUUGACUUUUUUUAAUGCAGAAGUAAUGUAUACUGUAGCAUUCUGGUGUUUUUAUAUUUAUGUAAUAAUUUCUUAAAACCAUUCAGACAGGUAACUAUUUAAUUUUUUAAAAAAUACAUUUGGAAAGGUGUCUCCUCCUAAGGACAGUGGCUGGAAGAGGUGGGGGACAGCCAAAUCUGUGUUGGUGGAAGGUGCAGUGGCUUUUUUUGGUUUGGCAUCAGAAACACAGAACCAGGCUGGCUAGGCAGGCAGCAACAUGUCAGAACAGGCAGCUCUGAGGCAAAUCUGGGCCCUUUCCUAGGGGUAAAAACUAGCAACUACCCCCAGAGAGAUGGAGCCAUCAUUAUGGAGAAGCCUUUACUCACCCUGAGUGCCGCGCCUCAGCUGAGACCCUUGUUCUAAUGUUCGGGGGCCGGGGACGAGAAUGUGGAGGAAGAGGCCGAUUACCUUCGCUAUUCGGCCAGCCUCUUCAUCUCUGUAAAAAGCAUGUAUGUAUUUAUAGUGUUUUAGAUUUUUCUAACUUUUGUAUCUUAAAAGCAGAGCACCUGUUUAAGCAUUAUACCCCCUUGUAAAAGAUUCAUGGCAUCUCUUCCCUUCUCUUGCUCUUGUAAGUGCCCUUCUAAUAAACUUUUCAUUGAAAAGCUCCUAGGCCAGGAGCUCAGUCUGA
Molecule: messenger RNA, 5281 nt
Organism: Heterocephalus glaber (naked mole-rat)
Lineage: Eukaryota; Metazoa; Chordata; Mammalia; Rodentia; Bathyergidae
Gene: Smad3
Product: SMAD family member 3
Biological process (GO): anatomical structure morphogenesis; cell differentiation; activin receptor signaling pathway
Cellular component (GO): heteromeric SMAD protein complex
Molecular function (GO): RNA polymerase II cis-regulatory region sequence-specific DNA binding; DNA-binding transcription factor activity, RNA polymerase II-specific; I-SMAD binding
Source: RefSeq, a predicted model, not a curated record